This is a messenger RNA of Paramuricea clavata, 5175 nucleotides long. The record is from the annotation of a GenBank genome assembly. Lineage: Eukaryota; Metazoa; Cnidaria; Anthozoa; Malacalcyonacea; Plexauridae.
GCCUUUGUCGAAGCCUUCAUGCGAGCUGUUUAUGUAGAUGAUCUAAACUCGGGUGGGGAUGAUGACAAAUCUGCCUACACUCUUUACAAGAAAUCAAAGCUUAGAUUGGCAGAAGGUGGAUUUAACCUUCGGAAGUUUGUUACCAACUCGCCCGAACUGUUGACGAAGAUCAAAAGUGAAGAGAACCCUCUUCCUAGAACUAAUUUGGAGCCUAACCCUCAAGUGGACGAACCGCCAAACGAUUGCGUAAAUGAAGAUGAAACGUACUCGAAGAUUACGCUAGGAACAUCCAAUGAAUCCUCUAAUUAAGAGCACAAGGUUCUCGGGGUAGCGUGGAAUUUUGUUGAAGAUGAUCUUGUGUUUGAUCUUAGUCAUGUGACCGAAUUGGCAUCCGAGUGUUCCCCAACAAAGCGAAAUAUCGUCCGUCUUUCUGCAAAGUUCUAUGAUCCGAUUGGCUUCAUGUCGACAAUAACAGUUCAAUUCAAGAUGUUAUUCCAAGAACUGUGCGGAGAAAAGUUGAAUUGGGACGAUGAAGUACCCCAUGAUCUUAAAGUAAAAUGGGACAAUCUAGUUAAUGAACUAAAACAAAUGAAUCGCAUUCGGCUUUCUCGAUGCUAUUUUCGAGAGGUCAACGACCCAGUUAUCUCCUGCAUUGUCCAUGGAUUUGGUGAUGCCUCGAAGGCGGCGUACGCCGCAGUAACCUACCUGGUCAUGAUUACCACAAUUGGCAUCAGAGUAAAGUUCUUAGCAGCGAAGACACGAGUCGCACCAAUCGAGAGACAAACAAUUCCGGGACUAGAACUUCUAUCAUGUUUGAUCCUUGCAAGGUUAGUGAAGAAUGUUCAAACGGCAUUACGAGAUGAAAUUAAGUUGGAUGAUCCAGUCUGUUGGAGCGAUUCGAAAGUGGCACUUUUCUGGAUCACAAAUGGCAAUAAGGAGUGGAAACAAUUCGUUGAAAAUAGAGUGAGUGAAAUCCGGAGCCUCUUACCCACAGCCACCUGGCGUCAUUGUCCCGGUCGAGAUAAUCCUGCCGAUAUUCCAUCCAGAGGAAUAAAACCGACGGAGCUUACAAGCAAUGAGCUGUGGAGCUGUGGCCCUGAGUGGCUAACCGAGGUUGAAACACACUCUUGGCAAGAUGAGAAGGAAAUUACGCCUCCGAAGGAAUGUCUCGUUGAAGUUCGAUCCACCAAGUCGAGAACUGUUAACCUAAUUGUGAACACCACACCCCAAACCCUUAGCAAUAUCAUCAAUAUCGAGAACUUUGGAACCCUCGACAGACUGGUGCGAGUGACGGCUUAUGUCUUACGUUUGGUGAAGAUAUUGAAGGCGAAGACCAGAAAGAGUGACAUAGACGUAGAGCCCAGUUUAACAGUGAAUGAGAUUCGUGAAAGUAGAGAAUUGUGGAUCAAAGAAAUGCAAAGAAAAUUGCCCGAGAAGAACCAGUUUGAACAGUGGAAGGCAGAGUUUGGGCUUUACACUGACGAGCAAGACAUCUGGAGGUGCAAAGGUAGACUGGAAAAGGCGAACCUACCCCAGUCAGCAAAGCAUCCAAUUCUAGUUGACAAAGAGCAUUAUUUCGCAUCAUUGAUCGUUUACGACAGCCACAGAAGAGUGAUGCAUAAUGGAGUCAAAGAGACGUUGACUGAUAUAAGAUCGCAGUACUGGAUCGUCCGGGGGAGACAGUUUGUGCGAAAGUUGAUCGGGAGGUGUUCUAUUUGUCGGAGAUUCGAAGGCAAACCCUAUCAAGCUCCACCACCACCUCCCCUACCCGAAUUUCGAGUACGAGAAACACCACCUUUCACGGCAACAGGAAUUGAUUUCCUUGGUCCGCUCUAUGUUCGAACACACGAGAAGAGCGAAAGGGUGUGGGUAUGCCUUUACACAUGUUGUGUAACGAGAGCAGUGCAUUUGGACAUUGUACCAACCCUGACAAAAGAAGGAUUUAUUCGAAGUUUUCGGAGAUUUACCGCGAGACGCGGUGUUCCGUCAACGAUUGUGUCGGACAACGCCGGGAUGUUUAAGGCGGCAUCGCGGGAGAUCAAAACGAUGUUGAGAGAUCCAGAGAUAAGGCGAUUCUUCGUCGGCAUGAACAUCACCUGGUCGUUCAAUUUACCCAAGGCACCCUGGUGGGGUGGAAUUUUUGAAAGACUUGUCAAAUCCACCAAGAGGUGUUUAAAGAAGACUGUUGGAGGAGCUCAAUUAACUUACGAAGAGCUCCUGACGGUGGUCGCUGAAGUGGAGAUGAUAUUGAAUUCCCGUCCAAUAUCAUAUGUUUCUACCGAAGAUCUACAAGAACCACUCACUCCGUCACAUUUGUUAACGGGACGAAGAUUACUGAGUAUGCCAGAGCAGGACAUUGGCAAUGACAUAUUAGAUCCCGAAUUCUCGUUAAACGAUAAGGACUUAAGUCGAAGAAAGAAGCACUUGAGCACACUAAUGAAUCAUUUCUGGACCCGUUGGCGUGACGAAUAUUUAAUGGAACUGCGCAAUUCACACCGCGGUAAGAACGACAACGGAAAGGGAACUAUCCGUGCGGGGGAUAUAGUUGUGGUUCACGACGAGUCGCAACCUCGAGCAUGUUGGAGAUUGGGCAAAGUCGAAAGGUUGAUCAACGGAGAGGACGGAAACGUGCGGGGAGCGAUCGUUAGAAUCAGUCCAAAGGGGAAACGGCCGACGACUUUGAAAAGAUCGGUACGGUUACUUUACCCACUAGAGGUAAGGUCCGACUCGGAAGCUGAAGAAAAUCGGUACGGAAAGAACGAACUUGACGAAGCGAUCGGAAAUGAAAUGAACCAAGUCGAAGUAAAGAGACCAAGACGUGAAGCGGCGAAGCGGGGAGAAGAACGGCGAAGGAAAUGGAUCGAGGAACUGAAUGACAGCUAAGUAGCUAGUGUAGAGAUAUUGCGAUAGUAGAAAGACUACUUGCAUUGACAACGUUGAUAAUUCAAAUUUGUAGACUACGUAAUUGUAGUUUAGUUGUUUCACUGUUUGUUGACCAGUAGUUGCAUGCACUGGUCAACGGGGGGAGUGUCAGAGAUUGCGUAAUAUUCUAUGACGUUUAUUUUGUGAACACAUGGAAUACUAAUGAGACGAGCGUAGAGUUUUCAUAUGGCAGCGUUUUUGUAAUAAAGUUUGUGUUAUUUAUAUUUUAAUGAGUCUGAACCACGCAUGAGUUGAGCCUUGAACCUUGGAGAAAGGAGUCCUUUGAGAGUUUUAAUCUAAAUAUUUUACAGUUUAGACCAGAUCUCACCAAAACUGCGACUGAACUGAAUUGGCUUCCGGUGAAGGAACACUUGCUUUUUAGAGAUACAGUCAUGAUUUACAAAGAGUAUUCACAACUUAGCUCCACCUUACUUGUGCAAUAAAUUUAGAAAACGUUCAAAUUUACAUGAAUGUUGAACUGGUAAUCGAGAGCUCCUGCGUACGGCCCGGAAUACCGCUGUCACAGUGGAUUUGGACUCCUCGCGGAUAUGGACCCCCCGGUCCAUAUCAGCUAGCGGAUUCGGACCCCUACUGUACAUAUCCGCUAGUUGAUAUGUACCCCCUUCCGCGGAAUUGGACCCCCUAAAAUUCACAAAAAGAAGUAGUUUUGAAACGAUUUGCAGACUAAAUUGCAAUUGAAUUGGCAUGGAAAUUUAGGCGUCAGUUUAAUUUAAAUUAUGAUAACUAAGUAAUGGCAUGACUCAACUAUUUUGGAAUUAGAGCAGAUAGCAAUUCCAAGGAGUAAAAUACUUGUGAAGGCUUCAUGCUCUUCUCAGUUCUCGCACAUUCCAAGAUCAUAGAAAUAAACUCAUGUGGCAGAAAAAUUAUAAAUCAUAAACUUUGACGAAAUUCUCUAAUCUAAAUCUGAGAUUUGAUGAUCUAAAAAUCUUCGUACGGUUUUUACAAUAAAUCAGAUGAGAUUUAUGACGAUUCAAUAUUCAAAAUACGAUACGUUGCAAUGACGAAAUACGCGAGGGGUCCAAAUUCGCGAGGGGAGUCGAAAUCCGCUAGCGGAAAAAGACCCCCAUAGGUCCGGAUAUGGAUUCCCCGGUCCAUAUUCGCUAGCGGAUUUGGACCGGGGGGUCCAUUUUGAGGGGGGUCCAAAUCUGCUGGGACACCGCCAUCGGUCAGAGAACAUUCCAUAAAGCCCUGAUUCCACGAGCGCUUUUUGUCAGCGAAAUGAGAAAUAUUUCGCCUGUUUCUUUCGAGUUGUGAGCAAUCAAGUAGACUGAAAUAAUUUAUUCGAGUGGUCGCAAUUCAAAAGAAACAGGCGAAAUAUUUCGCAUUUCGCUGACAAAAAGCGCUCGUGGAAUCAGGGCUUUACAGAGGGGCGAAACUAUGGAACGAUCUGGACAACAUAACACAAAGUUAAUGCCCUCUUUGCAAAGUUUUAAAAACAGAUAUUAAAGAAAGACACGUUAGCCAGACUUUACUGACUUUACUAUACUUAGUAUUUAGUAAUGGACUACGUUAAAUAAUAGAAAACUUUAUACUAGCAAAUUCUUAACUAUAUGUAAUAGACAGUUUUAAUUUCGAUUUUAUAAUAACUAUCAUCACUCCAUGUAAAUUAGUGUCGAAAAGCCUCGUUGAGGAACACAAUAAAGUAUGUAUGUAUGUAUGUCGUGUAUGUAAACCAGGGGAAAUUGAAUUUGGUUUGACUUGGCGGGAAGUUCCGAGUUAACCGAGUUCGAGGGGUUCUUUUGUACUUACAAGUUGCUAACAUAAUUUAUAUUCGACAACACCCAGAUAGGGUCAUUCAUGCAUGCAAUGCUAGAAUACAAGUAUAUGACCCCCAUAAGUUAUAUUAACGCUGUAUAGAAUUGCCAACGUUCUUUUAAAAAUCCCUUUGAUUAUGUACGUCUAGGAAGGUCGAGUUCGUGUGUUAACACUGUCCUGGGUAAAAGGCUUGAUUCUUAGCGCGAGAAAUACUCUAGAAAACACGUAACUUUCGACUUAAACAACUGAGUUAAACAGUUAAACUCCCACGAUUGUAAUCUUCAAAAGGCUUAGUUCGCGCUCACCGUAGGUAGUUAUACUGUUCAUGACAAUAAAGCCGUGCAGUGCCAAGCGAUUCUCGUACAAAAAACCCUUCCCUUUAUAAAGGCUAAUUUAAACUGAUUCAUAACAUUUCUAGAUUCAAACAAGUCAACACGAGUGCAAAAAUUCCAACGUGUAUAGAGGAAAUGAGGCGUU